AUGAGGUCCUUCACCCAAGCCAUCUCGCUCGCCGCCGGCCUGUCCCUGUCCUUUGCCAACCCCACCCCCGCCGUCUCCCCGCGACAGACCGGCUCCAAGAACCUGAUCGUCUUCGGCGACUCCUACUCCACCGUCGGCUUCUGGCCCGGCGGCACCCUCCCGGCCGCCGGAAACCCGCUCGGCAACCCCGGGCUGCCGGGUCAGACCACCUCGAGCGGCCUCAACUGGGUCGGCCACCUCACCAGCACCCUCAACACCUCGCUGAUCCUGACGUACGACUUCGCCGUCACGGGCGCCACCACCGACAAGGACAUCGUCGACACCUACGCCCAGUUUUGCGUCGAUGACCAGGUCGCGCAGUACACCCAGUACGCCUCCGCCAAGGUCGACAAGGCCAGCGCCCUCGUCGCCGUCUGGAUCGGUAUCAACGACGUCGGCGAGCCCUUUUGGGACAGGCAGUCCGCGCCGGUCGCUAAGAUCAUGGACCGCUACUUCGAGCUGCUCCAGACCCUCGCCGACGACGGCCUUGCCAAUUUUGUCCUGCUUACUGUCCCUCCCUUCUCUGACCAGAUCCCCGCCAUGAUCGGCCAGUCCGAGACUGACCUGGCCCGUCUGCGCUCUGACAUCGCCGCCUACAACGCGGCCCUAAAGACCCGCCUCGCCGCCUUCACGUCCGCCAACAGCGGCGUCAAGGGCCUCGUCUUCGACACCAAGCCCUCGUUCGACGCCGUCGUCGGCAACUUUGCAAAGUACGGCGCCAGGGACGCCACGUGCUACGGCUCGAGCGACUGCCUGUGGGCCGACAACUACCACGCCGGCCUGGCCAUCCACAAGCUGCUCGCCGAGAACCUGGUCAAGGGGGUUGCCGCCAACUUUGUGUUCUGA
This is a messenger RNA of Colletotrichum higginsianum IMI 349063, 885 nucleotides long. Its product is annotated as GDSL-like Lipase/Acylhydrolase. The transcript has 3 exons. Bases 1 to 885 code for a protein of 294 amino acids. The record is from RefSeq and is a predicted model, not a curated record. Gene Ontology annotation, molecular function: hydrolase activity, acting on ester bonds. NCBI's taxonomy places the organism in Eukaryota, Fungi, Ascomycota, Sordariomycetes, Glomerellales, Glomerellaceae.